GCUUCAGAGGCUUUUGUUCCACAGAGCAGCGAAGAAGUUUUUCACCAGUUGUUGUCUCAUUCAAAUAAUAGAGGAAGCAGCAAAAAAAAAAUAUCCCAGAUUAUUUCAGUAAAGGCACUUCCGUGGGCGUCCUAAAGCAGGAAGUCAUCUAGGCUUCGUCUUGGUAGACGAGAAUCGGUGCUCGGAUGCGAACCCGUACCCGUUCGAGGUGGUGUAGAGAACCUCAGAGCUCGGAAGGAACGCAGCAGUCUCACACAAGGGAGGUGCCCUUGACAGAAACGUAGAGAAAGAAAAGUGGAUUAAGCACAAAUUCGGAACGCCAUUUCUGUUCCCUUGUUUUUCCUGGAAAUCAGUGUGUGUCAAGUUUAAGUUUUCUAUUGUCAUUGGAAAAUAGUGCCUGUACAGUGUGGAUAACGACGAUUAGAGUGCUAAGCAGUGCUAAUAGCACCCAGAAGGAGGCUAUUUUUUUCUAUCCAAAGGAAAAAAACCCCUGAACAAAACGAUGACGCAGUUUUUGUUUUGAUCAAUAUCAUCUUUUUCGCUGCCUUUUCAUUAGGAACAACAGAGAAAAAAUAUGAAUGUUGGGUACACAGUAAGAGAGAUCGUAACUGAACAUGUCCGCCGAUUCCCAGCGACGAUCAGCAUCCAGCGCGGCAGCCGCCGCACGCUGUAUGCCGGCGAUCGUGCCUCCGCAGGCCGUUAGUGACCGGUCGAUCAUCGACAGUGUGGCCGGUUUCAUCAACGAUGUGACACUGCAAACCCAGGCGCCCCAGGGUGACGGGAAGGAUCACAUCCUCUGGGCACGGUUCGAGAAUGCCGCCGAUAUCAGUGAUCCCUGCCUGGGGGAUGACUGGGAGCUGGAAGGGGGCAUCGCACCACCACUCCUGCUGAUUCUCGGCUAUGUUACGGGAAUUCAGGUAUGGAUCAUACCAGCCAACGGAGAAGCGAUUGAGGUGCUUUCGUGGCGUCAUGGCAGUGUCAAGUCUCUGCGGGUUUUACCGACUCCCGCUGCCGGAGACGGUGAGUCUGCCGCCGAACCGAACGAUCAGUUUGUCCACAAACGACCGCUGAUUGCAUUGUGUGAUUCGGCAUCGAGCGGGAUCGUUGGGAGUAGCGGCGGUCUUACGAGCGGUAAUCAAUCACAGUACUGUUCGAUAAAUCUCAUAUCACUUAAGGACGGCGAAAACGUGAAAAGCAUUAAGUUUAAGAAUCCCAUCGUGGAUAUUCUUGCGAAUCGAUCGUCGGUGGUGGUGACAUUUACAGAGCGGAUCGCUAUCUUCGAUGCACGCACACUGGAGGAUCGGUUGACCGUUACCACGUGCCAUCCAAGUCCUGGUCUGAACCCGAACCCGGUCGCACUGGGGCCACGCUGGAUCGCUUAUGCGGAAAAAAAGCUGCUACCCUCGAAGCGAUCCAGUGGUGGUUGCGAUGGCGAUGGGGUCACGAGCUAUACAGCAACUAUGUUGAACGCCGCGAAGAGUUUGGGAAAGGGAUUGCGCGAAUUGGGAGAACAAAUGGCAGCGGGUUUAACCGGUGGUAGUCAUUCGGGUCCCAGUUCUAUCAGUGGAACGACCGGUUCUUCCGGUACCGGAGUUACGAGCGAAGGUAAUCAACCAGGAAUUGUAACGAUACUUGAUAUCAAGUACCCGAUCAAAGACCUGAGCCCAACUACAGGAACUCCAAUUUCAAGUACCGGUAAUGAUCCCAUCAUUGCCCACUUUGUAGCCCACUCGGAAGCGAUUGUAGCGAUGCAAUUUGACGCUUCCGGUAUGCUGCUGUUGACAGCCGAUAAACGCGGGCAUGAUUUUCACGUCUUUCGGAUCCACCCGCAUCCGAGUGGACCAUCGCUGGCCGCCGUACAUCAUCUUUACAUACUUCAUCGUGGAGAUACCACCGCCAAGGUGCAGGACAUUGUGUUCUCGCUGGACUCGCGAUGGGUAGCAAUUUCGACGUUGCGAGGGACAUCGCACGUGUUUCCGGUGACUCCGUACGGAGGACCAGCGGGCGUCCGCACCCAUGGUUCGCCACACGUUGUAAAUAGACUAUCUAGAUUUCAUCGUUCGGCUGGACUGUCAAUCGACGGAAGAUCCAGCAGCCCCGUUUCCCAUCUGGAACAUCCUGCUUCUCACACGCCGACAUCCGCCUAUGCAAACCCUCGGAUUCCGCCGUUUCCGCAUCCAACGGUGGUACAGCCGCUCGCACAACUUCGUCAGCCAUCGAGUCUUAGCACGCAGUCCGGUGGCAAUACGAGCACCAAAAGUUCCACCGGUGGUGGCCGUCAGCGCAAUUCUUCUUCUUCUUCGUCAGAUGAUCUCGUCAAACCGUUACGAGUUUGUGCUACCUUUGCGAAAGCCCGAUCCUGGCUAUUGGAUCCUCCCGGAACCGUACGAGACACUCCGGCACAUCGCAUUCAACGCAAACCGAUGGAUUCGCUGUUUAUUAUAGCGGCUCACGGUGCAUUGAUUCAGUAUGAUUUGGAUCCCAAACAUGCGACCAAUAUCCCCAAAGAGAAGGUUUGCGACGACACGCCAAUCGAACUGGAGGUAGAAGCCAAGGCACAAUGGACACUGCAACGGCAAGAGACAAACUGCAGCAGUGAUAUUCAACCACCGCUUCCACUGGACAAUUGGUUGAUUAAAGAUCGCUUUCUGGAAGAUGUCAGGGGUGAUGCUUUGAACGACUAUGGUAGUAUUGAUCAACACCGCGGUGCCGGUGAUCAUCGUGGUAGUACGAGCAGCAUUGAUCACGACGAUCGCUGGCUAUCCCAGGUGGAAAUUAUCACGCAUGCUGGGCCACAUCGCCGGCUUUGGAUGGGCCCUCAGUUCAUGUUUAAGACAUACAAUACACCGAGCGGAUCACCACUGACAUCGAUCGACACGGAAUCGGUUGAGAUUGGUGCCGGUAGCACGAUAAACAGACCAGCACGCUCCAAUCCGAUGAAUAUGCCCAUUUCUGGAGGUAUGAGGCCAUUGGUACCCGUACUCAUUGAAUCUGGAUCAUGUAGUAGCUACGAGCAAAGUCCACGAAUGAUCAACAUGACGGAGUUCCGUCAUCAUGAAAAUCUGGACACGGAGUUCUCCUCCCUGGGACCGGUGGAGUCUCAACUGCGGGAAGAUCUCGCUGAUGCCAUGCGUGAAUCACCGCUGAUCUCCGGACGAGACACGACAGGCUACACGAGCGCCACGCCCAUCCCGGCCGGGUUAUCUUCGGUAUCCUCUUGCUCCUCCACCUCGAUCUACUCGUCGACGCACUCACUGAACUCGAUAUGCGAUCAUAAGCUGCCCCUGUCGACCACUACUCAUGCGUUGCUGCAACCGCAAGGAGUUCCGGUCAAACAUCAUCACCCACACUAUCACCUCCAGCAACAAGAGCAUCAACAUUCAUCCUCGCUUCCGGCGAGCUGCUCGCGGCCGGCUUCCGCUGCCAGCAGUCGAGCUUCCGGUUCCAUAACAAUAGCAAAGGUAGUUAAUCCGCUCGGAACGGUCACUACUGUUUGUAGCAGCGAUGUGGAAGGAAUGGAAUCGGAAGCGGAAGCACGGGCCGCCCAUGAGUGUGACAUAUAUUUGCAUGAAAACUGUGACGAAGCGCUGUUUCGGCCGGUGGUCACCGUACACGGAAUACCAGGAAACGACCCGGACCAUCGGGGAUCAUCCGCAUUGGAUCGAUCCGGUGUGGCAUCUGCCUCGGUAGAGGAACCACCCUCGCUGAUUGGUCGUGAACUGAUCGUACCGGUAAUUGAGGAGAAGGACAUGGUCUACUUCAGUAGAAACAAAAAGAAGGACGAUGAUAAUUUAGCAAAGUUUGAAGAAUUAUCUACCAUCAACAAGAAAAGUAAGAAAACGAAUCAACAAGCUGUUGUUGAGGUGGAACCCGCUGGUGCAAAGGUGGUGGUUGAAGAUUUUGUAAAUAUAGAGGUAGUAAACAAGUGUAAGCAAGAGGAACCAAAACUCGCGGGCAGUAGAAAAAAGGAAAAUACACCUCCGGUUAGAAGCGAGAGGAAAAAGAAAUCCCAACCGGAAGCGAUCGAAGUUAUUGAACUCGAGGAUCCGGGAGUACAACUGGAGUUACCACCGGUGGAGAAACCCUCACGCAAUAGGAAAAAGGAAAACGGCAAGAAGAAAGACGAACCUAAACAACAGCAGCAGCAUACUGCGACCGAGAAACAACAAAAGACCAAACCAUCAACCGCCGCCGCCGCCGAGACGAAGUCGAAGACAAACUCAGCAAGCGCUGGCAAAUCUGGAAAUAACAACAGGAAAGAGAACAAGCAAGACAAUCGAAAGCGGAAAGAACAAACACCGCCUUUGGCAACGGUUCUACCGGAACCACAGCCGGAACCAACGCCGAAACCGUUGGUUCAGGCGGUUCGCGCGGUAGAAGAUAAUAAUCUGCUCAAAUCAAUUUGUGAUGACUUUCCACCACUGGAAGCAUUGAAAAUUGACGAUUUGGAAUUAUUUGGCGAAGCUAAUGAUCCACAAAAUUUGAAACUGACGCGUACCGAUAUAAGUAUUCAGGAAUCGAUGCUUGCUUCCAGUGGGCUUGGAAUUGAGAAACCGGCGAAUCCUUGUGUAGGUGAUGUUGAUGGUGAUAAUGAUAAUGACGAUGAUGCAGGUAGAAGUGUUGAAAGAACCGUAGAGUGUGUUACCGAAAAUCAAUGUGAAGACGAACAAAUUCUGUCGAAAGAAGAGAAAUUUUAUGAACUAUCGUCACGUUAUGAAAUAGACUUCCCGGAACCGUUACCGCCGCUGGAACCGUUUAUAUGCAAGGAGCUCGAAGAUUUAGGAUUCGACGACGAGAGCAGCAAGGAAAAACUUAUCAAACAGUCGAGUGAGGAGAAAGUUUUGAUAAAUUUUGAAAGUCCGCUUCAGGAGGCGGCCAAAGAACUGCCCCGGAAGGGUAAUUCCAUAUUCGAUGAUAAAAACAUCGUGUUCGCUAUGUGCUCCAGUUUGCGAGAGGCUAAUCUGUCCGAGAUGGGAGAAGGUAGCUCACAGCAAUCGGGCGGUAGCCGAAGUCUUUCCACGUCGAUGAUGCAAGUGGGUCCCGUGGUUCUGAAGCAACAACAAUCUGUCGAAGGACAAGAUUCUGACUACAGAAGCCUAGAGCUGGACGUUGACGAUACCGCAAUGUUCGUCUCUAGGCUUCCCGUGUCGUCCACAUCGGAGGACGAAACGUCCAACUCGAACAAUGACGAACCGGAGGAAAAGGAAGCCUCCAAGCUUCCCGAAGCCGACGAUGAGGACGACGAACUGCAACCGUUGAUCUCUAGUAACAAAACGUCGUCCUCGUCGUUGUCGAUUACGGUCAUCGGUACCGUUUCCGGUGGUGCUAGCAACGAUAGUUUAAUGAACUCCAUGACCACUUCCGGCAUUGUGGCAGUCACCGGAAGUCCUGCCAAAACAACAACAACAACAACAAUAAUAACAUCAACACUGCCAACGACGACAGACGCGAACCAAAGUGAAAACAGCGACAAGCAGACGAUCAACGCAGCGAAUACAAAGCAGAUGAGCACUGGGAACAACGGUGGAAACAAUGGCAAUAACAAUGGCAACGGAAAAAAGAAAUCCAAGAAAAAGCGAAAAUAAUUGGCGGCGUGGCGAAUGAUGCUGCUAGCGGCCACUGGUGGCGUGGUGGUGCUACUCGCAGUAUCAUUGCUUAUUCUGCUCGUGCUAUCGUAUCUGCUGCUAGUGCAGCUCUGCUACGCGCUAGUGUUAUAUUUAUUGUAUUAUUUGUAGGAAGUCUUUUAACCUUCUUAUCCUUCCCCCCACCCCGCCCUCUCCCAUAUCACGGGGUUUCUUACGGCGUUGUCCGUAGGUUGGCUGUUACCACGGAUGGGCGUACAAAAAAAAAACGUUAAUUUAUAUUUUAGUAUAAUUAUUUCUCCCCCGUAUGGGUGGAGCUUUCCUCGUAACCUCUUUUUAUUCUAGCUUAUUGUGAUUUGGUUACUAAAAAUGGUAUUUAUCACGUUCAUGCAUGUAAAAACAAUUACAGACGUCUGACAAGCAUCCGAUUGCGCCGAACACGAAAUAUUCUGAUUAUUCUACGUCAAGCCUUUGCGUUACAUGUAAUAAAAAAAAAGUUGUGCUGUUAGAUUUAUAGACUGAAAAUUAUGUGACAAAAGUUGUUCGAAAAAAAGUAAGCAAAGGCUUAGAAGCAAAUUUUAUAACAUCAAUACAAAGUAUAAUUCAUAAUUUUA
This is a messenger RNA of Malaya genurostris, 6196 nucleotides long. Its product is annotated as breast carcinoma-amplified sequence 3 homolog. Lineage: Eukaryota; Metazoa; Arthropoda; Insecta; Diptera; Culicidae. The transcript has 7 exons. Gene Ontology annotation, molecular function: protein binding. The record is from RefSeq and is a predicted model, not a curated record. Gene Ontology annotation, biological process: autophagy; response to starvation. Bases 615 to 5585 code for a protein of 1656 amino acids. Gene Ontology annotation, cellular component: cytoplasm.